This is a messenger RNA of Ctenopharyngodon idella (grass carp), 780 nucleotides long. RefSeq names its product general transcription factor IIH, polypeptide 5 (gene gtf2h5). Lineage: Eukaryota; Metazoa; Chordata; Actinopteri; Cypriniformes; Xenocyprididae. Gene Ontology annotation, biological process: transcription initiation at RNA polymerase II promoter; nucleotide-excision repair, preincision complex assembly; transcription by RNA polymerase II. Gene Ontology annotation, cellular component: transcription factor TFIIH holo complex; transcription factor TFIIH core complex. The transcript is spliced from 3 exons. The record is from RefSeq and is a predicted model, not a curated record. Bases 116 to 331 code for a protein of 71 amino acids.
GGGCAGUAGAGUUCACAUAUCGAACGCUAGUCAGCUAGUAGAGGAAGACUAUUGUUACUAGACGAUACAGACGCAUUAACUGGAGGAACAGCAGUGUUAACACAUCCUAUCCAAAAUGGUUAACGUCUUGAAAGGAGUUCUCGUUGAAUGUGACCCAGCUAUGAAGCAAUUUCUUCUAUAUCUGGAUGAGACGUCAGCGUUGGGGAAGAAAUUCAUCAUCCAGGAUUUGGAUGACACACAUGUUUUCAUCCUAGCUGAAGUUGUGCAGAUUCUCCAGGAGCGAGUAGGAGAAUUGAUGGACCAGAAUUCAUUUCCCAUCACCCAGAAAUAAAUGUCUGUAUCUGACAGCAGACCCUACAGUCUGUGAGAGCAGAUGGAUGUAGAGAGCACAAUUGCACAAACACAGAUGCAACUGAAAUAUAUAGAUGACUGCCCACCAGAAUGAUGCAUAUUCUCCUUGGUUUAAUUUGACUGUGUGGCAUAAGUUCUUCAUCUGAGUGAAUUAUAAUGUUGUGUUUUAAGUUGCAUAUGUUUCAAAGACAGUUUCUUGAAUUGUUGCUGUGUUCUGAAAGUAUCAUUAAUGUAUUUUUUUGUCUGGAAAAUGGCAUUAGCUACAGAAAGAAACAACUAAUUAUUAUAUAUUAUUUACUUUUUUCAACAUUUCAAUAUUGUGUAAAAAGUACAUCUUACUACUGAAAGCAGAUGGUUGAAGACAGUGAUAUUUAUAUACAUUCAUAAUAUACAAGCAUCAAAUAAUAAAACUAAAGACAAUAUAACAAA